This is a messenger RNA of Leptidea sinapis, 1116 nucleotides long. RefSeq lists its product as uncharacterized. The coding region runs from base 37 to 978 and encodes 313 amino acids. NCBI's taxonomy places the organism in Eukaryota, Metazoa, Arthropoda, Insecta, Lepidoptera, Pieridae. The transcript is spliced from 4 exons. The record is from RefSeq and is a predicted model, not a curated record. Gene Ontology annotation, molecular function: G protein-coupled receptor activity.
UACUUCGAGUCAGUAGGCUCUCGCCUGUCGUAAGAGAUGGGUGUGUGCGCACGUGUGCUCGCUUUCGUCGUAGCGAUCGCUCUUGUCACCGUACGAGCUCAUAUGGGAUUACCCUCGCAUGAUAAUAUACUGCGUAUUCAGUUAUGGGAUGCGGAAGGACUCACGAGAGAACCUAUAGUAACUGAAGCACCAACAACUGUCAGGCAUAAGAGUAAAGUGGACUUGGCGGCGUUGUAUGAUGCCAUGAUGGGUGAUGAGUAUGAGCAUGGUGUGGGAAGGUAUGCGAGGCAUCGAGUUCGACAUAAGAGACGCAGAGCCAGGCAGAGCGGGAUGGAGUUGCCGUGGAGGUUCCAUUCAGGCUCCAAAGUGGUGAACGUGGCGGUGUAUGACGAGGAGGUACCCUGGGAGGUAAUUGAGGGCCGGGCUUCGGGGAGUAUCAACGCGAGUGCAGUGAGUGAUACAAGUGGAAGUUUACCUGUGGAUCAGCAGCGGGAAGUGUCACCGCCGGUCGCACUUCGACAGGACGAUGAGUAUGAAGAGAAGAAGGGGUUACCAGUGGUGCCGAAGUGCUGCGCCAGCGGUCAAAACCUCAGCGUCACCUUUGAGAACGGCAAGGCGCGGACUGUCUGCGCUCGGUCCAGCCUCACCUUCCAGCCGCUCUUCCACCGAGCCAACGAGACGCACAUCUGGAGCUACGACACGAACGUGUUUGAGACCAUCGUGGGAAACCCUUGCGCUUAUGACAGGUACAAAUUGGAGCCGGAUAAAGUCAGUGAAGACGAGUUUUAUCUUCUAUUCAAUGGCUCUCUAUUCAUGCCGUUCAGUAAACCACCGCUAUUGGGAACGAGAAACUUUUGUAUGGAGACAUUUUGGAAUGCUUCCAACCCAGCCGGAGUGACUUUACCUCUGGUUUGCUUUUCAACUCCCUUAGAAGAGGCUGGGACGUCACCAACCCUUAUCGCUUACGCUAUAGGUUAGUUUAAUAAUAUCUGUGCCGUUUCUGUUGGCGACAGCAGCGAUUUAUUUAUUAAUUACUGAAUUACGGGACACUCACGGAAAAGCUUUAGCUUGUCACUCAAUAUGCUUAGCAACGGCAUUUUCUUGUCUAGCAGCGAC